This is a messenger RNA of Dreissena polymorpha, 1498 nucleotides long. Its product is annotated as angiopoietin-related protein 1-like. The transcript has 12 exons. Lineage: Eukaryota; Metazoa; Mollusca; Bivalvia; Myida; Dreissenidae. The record is from RefSeq and is a predicted model, not a curated record. Bases 56 to 1303 code for a protein of 415 amino acids.
UACGGUCAACGCGUUGCAGUCACUACACGUUCGCUGGUCUGACAACACGUCAAACAUGCUCCUGAUUUUGGGAAUUUUCUUCGCUUUACCAAGCUUCAGCUUUGUCAACUGUUUGUCAUGUCUGCGCUGCACAGACAUCCAGAGCCCUCGCCACUGUAAAUAUGUCACGAAUUGUCCAUUUGGGGAGGUUUGCCACGUUCACCAGAAAACUAACGACUUUGGGGAUGUGCUGUUUGACCUAGGAUGUACACGCGCAUCGGCGUGUUCAAACCGUUCUCAUAGCGACCACACGUGUGACGAAUGCUGCAAUAAAGACUUAUGUAAUUCAGCUGGAUGCGGACAACCCGGAUAUCCACAAAGUCGGGGUCCAAUAUGCUACAGUUGUUCAGCUCAAACCACCGAAGGAAACUGCCAUAAAAUUGACUUUUGUGGAAUCCACGAGGUAUGCAUGAUACACGACGAAAUCGAGUUUGGAGACACCGUGUACACAUCUCAAUGCGCUGUUUUGGCGUAUUGUGAAGAACACAAGGCGGAAAUUGCAGCAAUUAUCGGCAGGUCUGUCAUAGAUGAUACGAGGUCAAUCACAGAAACCACAUGCCACCAUUGUUGCGAUAAAGACCUGUGCAACAGUGAAUGCAGCAAUCAGGUGGGUCAUGUGGACUUGGUACACAAAACCACGUUCAAAGACUGCAAUGAGCUACAAAAAAUCACCAGCACCAGUGGUGUGUACAGUGUCAGACCAGAAGGGACUAACGAAGAUAUUGAAGUGUACUGUGACAUGACAACGGAUGGAGGGGGAUGGACGGUGUUUCAACGCCGUGUGAAUGGAUCUGUGGAUUUCUACCAAAACUUCUCUUCUUAUGAACACGGCUUUGGAAGCGUUCGUGGAGAAUUCUGGCUCGGUUUGAAGUACAUAUAUGCCAUGACAUCCAACGUGCAAUCAGAACUUCGGAUCGACUUGAUGGCUGCUAAUGGAACCAUGGCUUAUGAAGUGUUUUCUAACUUUAACUUGUCGGCAUCACCUAGUUACACGCUGCAUGCUGACAGUGGACAUGGAACUGCUGGCGACUCGCUACAAGACUCAAGAGGAAAUCCAUUUUCCACGCGUGACAAAGACAACUCUUUUGGCUGCGCUAAACAUGACCACGGAGGCUGGUGGUACGGGUAUUGUACUUAUGCUAAUCUAAAUGGACUCUACCAAACGCCUGGAACAGACGUUAUAAUCGAUUCAUAUGGCAUUUAUUACACCCGCUUUAUGAAAAAUGCACUGAAAGAAAUAACACUGAUGUUUAGGAGAAUAUAAUUGUGUAUAUACCGCAGUAUUGUAGAAAACGCAAUACACUGACGCUUGUCAGGCAAUUAUUGAAGCGUUACCUGUUUCCUAAUACUUAAAAAACACUAAGAUGUGUUUAAAUCUAGAAUAAGUAGAACCACAAAACAUAUGGUAAUAGGUAAUAAUUUGUGUAAAUCUGAGAAACAAAAUAAACGUUUAUAUGUU